GUGUUGCCAAACAGACAGUUCAACGUCAUUUACGCUGACUUGGCAUCAUGCCAAAUGUCUGUGUAGCUAGCUUGGCGUUAGCCAGCGACCGGAAGGAAGCACGUCACCGGACCACAAAGGCGGAAACGCGGGAAGCGCACAUUUGGAGGGCGACUGCGUGUUUGUGGGCCGGGCCCAUGAACUUUCGGGGUUGGGUCGCCUUUGUUAAAUUCCCGCCUGCCUCCCUCCUCCUGUUGACUUCUGGGUCCCCGCGUCGUCUGUUUGUCCACGCCACCGGUCCUGAGACAAGCACGUGUGUUGUUAACAUGGCGGAGGAGGCGAAGAAACAAGCCGCCUACACGGCGGUGGACAACCACGUACAGAACAAUCAGGUGGUUGGAAUCGGCAGUGGUUCGACCAUCGUCUAUGCAGUGGACAGACUCGCGGAGAGAGUGCGUCAGGAGAAGCUGAACAUCAUCUGUGUGCCCACCUCCUUCCAGGCCCGCCAGCUGAUUCUGAAGCAUGGACUGAUGCUGUCGGAUCUGGACCGGCACCCUGAGCUGGACGUUGCCAUCGACGGGGCGGACGAGGUGGAUGCAGAUCUGACUCUGAUCAAAGGCGGAGGCGGCUGCCUGACUCAGGAGAAGAUCGUCGCCGGCUGUGCCCGCCAUUUUGUCGUCAUCGCGGACUACAGGAAGGACUCCAAAGUGAUGGGCGAGCAAUGGAAGAAGGGCGUUCCCAUCGAAGUAGUCCCCAUGGCCCACGUGCCCGUCUCCAGGAAGAUCGUCCAGCUUUUCGGAGGGGAGGUCAACUUGCGGAUGGGUGUCAGUAAAGCUGGUCCCGUGGUGACGGAUAACAGCAACUUCAUCCUGGACUGGAAGUUUGAGCGCGUUCACAGCUGGAAGGACGUCCACCAAGCCAUCAAGAUGAUUCCGGGGGUGGUGGAGACGGGGCUGUUUGUGGGCAUGGCGGAGCGCGCCUACUUCGGCAUGGAGGACGGGCGCGUGCAGGUACGCGAGGCGUCCGUCCACUGACGGCCGCUGCUGGGGCUCAUCUUGCCACUUCCUUCUGGCACACCGUUUUACCAUCCCGAUUUUACAAGGCAACUGUCUGAUGUGCACAACUGACACGUCUUUUAACUCUGGGGGAAUUCCAGUCAAGUUUUUUUGGGGGUGCCUUAAGGCUUACCACAAUCAUGAUGACAAGAAGAACGUUUUGACCAUUACAAAAACAAAUUCGUCUACAUGUGUGAAAACAACGCAUGCCUGACGUGGCACGCAUGUGCACGACGUUGAGACGCAUGCAUAAAAAAAUAAAAAAAAGACUGACCCGUGCCGCAUUGCAUCAUCAUCUCAAAUCGACAAAGCAGCGUGGCGGGAGGAGGUAGAAAUAUUUUGGCGCUCCUCGAUCUCUCUUCGUGGAGACAGCGACUAAAAGAUGGCGUCCUGUCAUUGCUGUGCGAAUCUUCCUGUUUCAAGUGGGAUGAAAUUAAAGUGUAAUAUUAAAGCAACACUGUUCCUAAAACUUUGCGGGCGAUUGUCAACAGUACAGUCUUUGGCUUUUGAAUGUCAGCCCAAAAAGUGGCCAACUGUGCAUCUUAAGCACACAGGAGAAUAUGCCCCGAUGUGCCUUGACAUAGUAGCUGUUGUUGUAUUUAGAAGGAAGUCAAAUAAAAACACUGAGAUGUCAUAAUAUGGAAACUAUGUAUGCACACAGAGCGCUUCCUGUGUCUCCACUUCUCACGCGAAAAAAAAAACGCACUGUUUUUCCCCCCUUGCCUUUUCUCAGUGUUGUUUUCAGUGCCAUUGUAACAGGUUCCGCUACGCCAAAGUCUGUUUUGCACCAGCUUUUGAAAAAUCAUUCCAAUGUGACUGUAAAUGAUGAUUUUUUUUUUUAACGGUACUCGUCACCCCCCCACCCCCCAAUAAUACAGGACCAAAAUCAUGCAUGUGCCUGCUUCUAACUUUUCAAAUAAACUUAAUCAUGAU
Hippocampus comes (tiger tail seahorse) is the source of this 1967-nucleotide messenger RNA. RefSeq names its product ribose 5-phosphate isomerase A (ribose 5-phosphate epimerase) (gene rpia). The coding region runs from base 48 to 1013 and encodes 321 amino acids. Gene Ontology annotation, biological process: D-ribose metabolic process; pentose-phosphate shunt, non-oxidative branch. The record is from RefSeq and is a predicted model, not a curated record. Gene Ontology annotation, molecular function: ribose-5-phosphate isomerase activity. Lineage: Eukaryota; Metazoa; Chordata; Actinopteri; Syngnathiformes; Syngnathidae. The transcript is spliced from 9 exons. Gene Ontology annotation, cellular component: cytoplasm.